This is a messenger RNA of Caenorhabditis auriculariae, 472 nucleotides long. The record is from the annotation of a GenBank genome assembly. Lineage: Eukaryota; Metazoa; Nematoda; Chromadorea; Rhabditida; Rhabditidae.
AUGGUUUUUGCCGGAAUUACCGCUGACGGCAAAACUCCGCUGAUUUUUGUGGAUCCUGAAGUCAAAGUGAACCAAGUAUACUACUGGGAGUAGAUUUUAAAGUUGAGGGUGUUGCCCUGAGCCAAUUCUCACUACGGAAACCGACCAUGGACCUUCCAGCAAGACGGCGCCCCGCUCAUCGUGCCAAAGGGACUCAAGAGUGGUAUCGCGCCAAUUUUCCGAGUUCAUCUCGGCUGCUGAUUGGCCUGCUUCCUUGCCCGACCUCAACCCGAUGGACUAUGCCGUGUGGAUAUAUCUGACCGAGAAGGUCUCUUCUAAGAACUACCCAAAUAUCAAAGCCCUGAAGACCGCGCUCAUCAAGAAAUGGGACGAAAUCGACGACGACUACCUUCGUGCCGUGAUCGAUGCAUAUCCGAAGAGACUGAAGGCCGUUAUCAAUGCUAAAGGAGGACGUUUUGAAAACUAUUCUUGA